CAAAAACAGUACAUUAUUUGACAGGUCAGAUUGUGAAACCAACAGACGACAUGAUCCUAUAAGUUCUAAUUCACUCCCCCAUCUAUCCAUGCUAUUCCAAGACAACUUUUCAUGUUCUAGCAUUUUAGCCAUGUCAAAAUUAACAGGGAAAGGUCGCCAAAGGAUUGAGAUGGUGAAAAUCUCUAAGGAGAGUAAUCGUUUGGUAACCUUUUCGAAACGCAGGUAUGGAGUUUUCAAGAAAGCUAGUGAACUUUCUACUCUUUGUGGUGCUGAAAUCAGUAUUAUAGUCUUCUCGCCUGGAAAAAGAGCCUUCUCUUUCGGUAACCCUUCAGUUGAAACAGUCGUUGAUCGCUUCCUCUCAAAUAAACCUCCCCGAAUUUCAGGCUCUCUGCAACUUAUUGAAGCUCACCGUAGUUCCAGACUCCGUGAACUCAAUAUGCUGCUUACUAAGACUCUUAAUGAAUUGGAAAUGGAGAAAAAGCGAGGAGAAGAGCUUGAUCGGAUCAGGAAAGCUAGCCAGGCUCAGCACUGGUGGGAAUCUCCUAUAGAGGAACUUGACUUGACACAGUUAAAGCAGUUGAAGGCUUCCUUAGAGAUGCUCAGGCAGAACGUCGGAAAGCAAGCUGAGCAGCUUCUAUUUCAAGCAACAAAUAGUCAUCAAUUUUAUGCUCCAACAACUAGCAACAGAGUUCUUCCUUUUGACCCAAAGAAUGGUGGAUUCAACACAACUCUGAUGCCUUAUCAAUAUCCAAAUCUUGGAUGUGGUGGGUUUUAUUAAGUUUAUUGAUUGUGUUGUUGAAAUUAGAAGCUUAGCUACAACCCUACAGUUAUGUUUCAUUUGUGACUAUGUAUUUGGAUCAUUUGUGUAUUUGUGCAGGCUAUAAAUGUAACAAA
This is a messenger RNA of Ricinus communis (castor bean), 894 nucleotides long. RefSeq names its product agamous-like MADS-box protein AGL62. The transcript is spliced from 2 exons. Gene Ontology annotation, biological process: regulation of transcription by RNA polymerase II. The record is from RefSeq and is a predicted model, not a curated record. NCBI's taxonomy places the organism in Eukaryota, Viridiplantae, Streptophyta, Magnoliopsida, Malpighiales, Euphorbiaceae. Gene Ontology annotation, molecular function: DNA-binding transcription factor activity, RNA polymerase II-specific; RNA polymerase II cis-regulatory region sequence-specific DNA binding; protein dimerization activity. Bases 89 to 778 code for a protein of 229 amino acids.